Penicillium atrosanguineum is the source of this 1233-nucleotide messenger RNA. RefSeq lists its product as uncharacterized. The coding region runs from base 1 to 1233 and encodes 410 amino acids. The record is from RefSeq and is a predicted model, not a curated record. The transcript is spliced from 4 exons. Lineage: Eukaryota; Fungi; Ascomycota; Eurotiomycetes; Eurotiales; Aspergillaceae.
AUGGCUGAAUCAAAGAAUGUUGCAUUGGUCUUUGGGGCCAGCGGUAUCUCUGGCUGGGCCGUCACCAAAUGCGCUCUCUCAUACCCCACGCCCACCACCUUUGACAGAGUGAUCGGCUUGACGAAUAGGCCGUUAUCUCUGGAGAAAAGUGGUUUACCGCAUGACCCUCGACUGGAGUUGCAUUCCGGAGUGAAUUUGCGGGGGAAUCUUGAUGAAGUGCUGUCCCAGUUGCAAGCGAAAGUUCCCGACCUGGAAGAUGUCACCCACAUGUGUUAUCUUGCGUACUCCAAUGCAACUGCAUACUCCAUGGAUGUGCUGGCUAUCCGGGAUAUCAAUGCGGGAAUGACAUACAACGCCGUGCACACUGUGGACCAGCUGUGCAAGAAUAUGAAGUUCUUCGUGCUUCAAACCGGAACAAACAAUUAUGGAGUCGCCGUGUUUCGCUUCCAAGAACACAUCGAGAUCAAUCCUCCUUUGCGCGAGGACAACCCGCGCAUUCCUUCGCCUUGGGGAGACGAGAUCUUCUACUAUGCGCAGGUCGACCUGAUCAAAGAAGCCAACAAGGGAAAGUCUUGGAAAUGGUGCGAGGCUCGACCAGAUCAGAUCAUCGGUGCGUAUCCCUUGUUCUUGCGUUUGACCCUGCUGACAUCGUCGGUGGCCAGGCCACGUUCCCAUUCCCGCAAGCAUGACAUAAUAUACCGCUACUUGAAUGGCCCCAGUGCCACCGUUGUCUUCCCAGGGCCCUACACAAACUAUAUCCACACGUAUACGUCAUCCUCGCAGGAUAUCAUCGCCCGUUCGGAGCUUUACCUGUCUGUCGAGAAGCCAGACCAGGCGCAUGAAGAGGCAUUUAACACCGCCGACAGCGCCACUCCCGCACCUCGGUCCCUCGUUUGGCCCAAGAUGUGUGAAUACUUCGGUCUUAAUGCUGAAGGCGCAUGCCCCGAGGACAAGGGCUGGAAGGACAUCGACAAGUGGUGGUUCGCGCACCAGGACGACUACAAGAAGAUGUGCCAAGAGUACGGUCUGCGUCCUCGCGAGAUUUCCGGGGCGACUUGGAUUUUCCUUUCAGCAGGCUUCAGCUUUCUGGGUCGCAACCGCGAGUUGAGCUUCGAUAAGAUCCGGAUUGUGGGUUUCACGGAGGAGUACCCGGUUGCGUAUGGGUAUUUCCAGGUGUUUGAUCACCUGGUUCGGGAGAAAAUUAUUCCCAGCAAAGAGGCUUGGACUAAAUAG